AUGUCGAUUCAUGAUCCAAGAAACUUGCGUAGAGGGCCUUGGCUUGAUGAAGAAGAUGAUAGAUUGACUAUCACUGUUGACGCAUUAGGUGAAAAACAUUGGGAUGCUUUAGCUAAACAAUCAGGUUUGAGGAGAAGUGGAAAAAGUUGUCGGCUUAGGUGGAUGAACUAUCUUCGACCCAAUUUAAAGCAUGGUGAGAUCACAGAUGAAGAAGAACACAUAAUACUUAAUCUUCAUAAACAAUGGGGUAACAAGUGGUCAAGAAUCGCUAAAAGAUUGCCUGGAAGAACAGAUAACGAGAUCAAGAAUUACUGGAGAAGUCAUUUAAAAAAGAAAGCCGAAGCCCAACAAGAAUGCUUCAAGGGCAUAAAAGAAGAUGUGAAACGAGAUUUCUUGACAACAAAAGGUGACAGAAACUUUGAUCAUGUUGGCGAAAGCAGCAUGAAUGAUAAAGAGGAUAUUUUUGGAAUUUCAUCUAUGGAAACACCUGAAUCUUGUAACAUGGAUAUUGCAUUCGAAAGUGGUUCACCAUAUGAAAGUAGGAUGUCGGAUUUGAUAUCUUCAUGUUGCUGGGAAGGUGAUCAAGAAGUAAAACAUCAUGAAGAUUGCAUGGGAACGUUUCCAUGUUUCUGCAGUGAAGUUGGAUCGAGUUCAGAAGAAAGUACGACACAUGGUGUGUGGGAUCUUUGGAGUCCCAUUUGGGAAACGGGUUAA
Molecule: messenger RNA, 714 nt
Organism: Lactuca virosa
Lineage: Eukaryota; Viridiplantae; Streptophyta; Magnoliopsida; Asterales; Asteraceae
Source: the annotation of a GenBank genome assembly